Messenger RNA from Lingula anatina, 3006 nucleotides. Its product is annotated as Golgi resident protein GCP60. Gene Ontology annotation, molecular function: fatty-acyl-CoA binding. Gene Ontology annotation, cellular component: Golgi membrane. NCBI's taxonomy places the organism in Eukaryota, Metazoa, Brachiopoda, Lingulata, Lingulida, Lingulidae. The record is from RefSeq and is a predicted model, not a curated record.
GGCAGAAUCUACGUGGCCGGCUAAACAAAAAUGGCUUCAACAGGGUUGGAGUCGGCUUUAAAUGACUCUGUCAAAAUAUCAGAUACCAACGGUGACGCUAAUAUAGACGAAGAAUACAUCAAGACAUGGGGGUUCCCUCUAGAGAAACUCUAUCGGCUAUGUGUACGUUUUUAUAAAGAAAAAGAAGGCACCAAAGCCAUCCAUCUGACUUAUCAAGAUAAACUGAAGUUAGUGGCUUACACAAAGCAGGCAUCAUUUGGCAAAUAUCGCACAGAUCUAUCUCCAGACCCUGGCUUUCUAGAUGUAGUGGGCAACGACAGGAGGCAAGCAUGGCAAGCAUUAGGAGACCUACCCAAAGAGAGUGCAAUGACAGAGUUUGUCCUUUUACUGGACUCCGUAUGUCCUCCACUGAGGCCGUAUAUCAAGGCACAUAAGGCAGAGGAGGAGGAAAAAGAAAGGAAAAGACAAGAAGAAAAUGAAAGACUACAGAAGGAAGAGGAAGAAAAGAACAGGUUAAAACAGGAAGAGGAGGUAGCAAGGCAAAGACAAGAGGUGGAAAAACAAAGACAAUAUCAGCAAGAAAUGCAGAUUCGUGCAGCACUGAACCAGCAGACAGCCAUUCAGUUCCGCCAGUAUGCAGAGCAACAGUAUCCUGGGAACAAAGAGUUGCAAGAUCAGUUAAUAGCUCAACUUCAAGAACAGCAUUUCCAACAGUACAUGCAGCAGGUGUACCAACAACAGCUUUUACAUCAACAACAGCAGCAACAACAGCUGCAAGCCAUGUCAAAUAACACACUGAAAGAAGGCCAGUCUGAUGCUACUGCUGCACCAACCAAAGUUGAUGGUGUUCCUAAUGCUGUUGGAAAUCAUGUUGGAAAUGGUACAAAGGGGGAUGCAGAAGAUGAAGAGGAUGGAACAAAGAAAGAUAACCUUCCACCUAUUGCUGCACCUUCCAUGUGGACUAGAAAAGAUGUAAAAGAGUUCAAGGAUUCCAUAAGUAAAGAUACUGAGUCUGUGAUAAAAGUUGGAUCUGGAGAAACAGUUACAGUACGUGUCCCAACACAUGAAGAAGGCACUUGUUUAUUCUGGGAAUUUGCCACUGACUACUAUGACAUAGGAUUUGGAGUAUAUUUUGAAUGGACAGUGCCCCCCAAUAGUAAUGUUAGUGUACAUGUCAGUGAUUCUAGUGAAGAUGAAGAGGAGGAAGAAGAGACAGGAGAACCUAAAGGUGAUGAUGUUGAGAAGGGCAAGAAGGAGGAGAAUUGGCCCCCCACCGAUGAAAUAAUACCUGUAUAUCGUAGAGACUCACACGAGGAAGUGUACUGUGGAAGCCACAUGUACCCAGGGAGGGGGGUUUACUUAUUAAAAUUUGACAAUUCCUACUCACUAUGGAGAUCUAAGACAUUAUACUAUAGAGUAUACUACACAAGAUAAUCCAAAGUUUAGACCAAUUAUGCUUUUAUAUAAUGAUAGUAAAAAGUGGGUGCCGGGGAAUAUGUAUGGAGAUAGAACUCAAGGCCUUUCCUUUUGCUGGGCUGAUUUGGUUAAGGAGGAAUCAUAAAAAAGAUGGAAAGUUAUCUCUCAUUUCCACAAGCUACUAGAGAUAUUUAAUACUGAUGAAUGGAAAAAAAGAAUUGGGAGACAUCUAUUCCAGCUACCUCUCCUUAGUUGAUGGACCAAAAAGUUAAAUAUCUGUUUGUCAACCAAGAUUUAAAUAGAAAGAAUAAUCAAAAUGGUGUUCCGCUAGGAAUGGAUUGGGAGCAUUUCAUUAUUCUCACUGAGUUGAUGCUCUGCCUAUUUUGACAGCAGUGUUAGUUUUAUUGGUGCUACAAUGCACCCCACACAUGUAUGUAUUAUUUGCCAAUUAUGAAAAGGUGGAUAUUGAUACAUGUAUACAUUUUGCUUAUUGUAAAGGUGUAUUCAUAUUGCAGAUAGGUUGACCUUUGUAGGUACAAUCCAUUUCUGUGGGCUGUCUGAUAACAUUUGUAUCAUCCCCAUUGUGGCAUUCGAUAAAUUCAGAGUAGAGAUGACAAGUGCUGUCUGUGUUUAGCCUAGCUUCUUCUGACAGCCUACUGAGAGGGAUCAACCUAUCUUUAAUGUAAAAGUGCUUUAAGAUAAUAUGAUACAUAAUUUUGAUGUACUAACCUCGAUAAUAACAAUCCUGUUGUUGAAGAAUAGGUUAUGAUAAGUAUAUCGGGUUUAAUGAUAUGUUAAGUUAAUGUGGCAGUGUCCUGAAGAAGACAAUUUGUUGACAGUAGCCAUGACAACUGACUUUGAACUUGAAAUAAGUUUUCUUUUCAUGUGAACUGUGUGUAAUGAAUGGCUUUACAGUACCAGUGAGAUGCCAUACAUAUUUUAUGGAUUUUGCUUGGAGUUGUGCGCUCAAUUUUCUAACAUAUUGGACAAAUCUGCAUUACUGUAUCCCAAUUAGUUACGAUCCUAGGCCAAACAGCUGGGUGAAAUUACCAAAACUGUCAUCAUUUCUUUUAGAUUUACAUGAUGUUUUGUAAUUAACCGACGUUUUGUGACAAGGACCUAUUUAACAACGCUGUUUUCGAAGUAGAUUUUUUAGCACUAACAUUUAUUUGCCCUUCCUGCAAUUUUUCCAAGUCUUCAUGAGGCUCUCAGUCGUCUACGAAGAAAAGAGCCGCGUAAGAAUAACAACGGAACAUAUGUGGGUAACGCGAUGAGCAAUGGAAAGUAGUCUUAAUCUCCCCAGUCUACACCUUGCCUUAAAUAGUGCACAUAAGUUUAGAGUAAGCAACAGUGUCUAGCUUUACCGCAUCUUUCCUAUAUACUAACUCCUUUGACUAGAACAUGGAAAGGAAAGAUGUCAGUCGUGUAUAAACAUACAGGCAAAUUGCUGUAAUUGUAUUCUUGCAAAUCUUUUAUAUGUGUUAAGAUUAAUAUGUUGUACAUUAUUUAUGAAUGUUGUGUAUACAACAAUGAGGUUAACAUCGUAUGUAUAAAAGUGGUCGGCGAACUAGAUAUAAAGUUUAAAUUAAG